UGAACUCCCUCCCUCCCUCCCUCCCUCCCUUCUCCCAUUCCCUCAUAAUUAUAUAUACAAAAACACAAGCACAUCUUAUCAUAAAUAAUGGCUAUUGAGCAAUCCGCCGAGAAAUCCUUCCUCGACGCCGCCCUCUACUGCGAAGAAGAGAAAUGGGAUGAAGACAACAACAAUGAAGACCUCCCCCCAUUGGAGCAGGACCACCAACACGACCUUUUCUGGGAAGACGAGGAGCUCCAGUCCCUCUUCUCCAAGGAGAAACAAGAACGCCCUCACCACUCUCUCAAUCUCUCCCCCUCCCGAAACCAAUCCGUCCACUGGAUUCUCAAAAUCAACGCCCACUACUCCUUCUCCCCCCUCACCGCCAUCCUCGCCGUCAACUACCUCGACCGCUUCCUCUCCUCCCUCGCCCACGACAAGCCCUGGAUGAUCCACCUCGCUGCCCUCACCUGCCUCUCCCUCGCCGCCAAGCUCCAAGAGACCCACGUCCCUCUCCUCUUAGAUCUUCAAGUUGAGGAAACCGAAUACUUUUUCGAGCCCAGGACCGUGCAGAGGAUGGAGCUGCUAGUGCUCUCGGCUCUGCAAUGGCGGAUGAAUCCAGUCACCCCGGUUUCGUUCCUCGAUCACAUUGUAAGAAGGCUGGGAUUGAAGAGCCACGUCCACUGGGAAUUCCUCACCACCUGCCACAAUCUCCUUCUCUCUAUCAUUUCAGAUCCGAGAUUCACACUGUAUCUCCCGUCGGUGUUGGCAACUGCGACAAUGCUUCACGUGAUACACCGGUUGGAGCCGCGGCGGGCCGUAGAGUACGAGGGCCAGCUGCUCGGCGUGCUCAAAAUCAACAAGGAAGAAGUGGAUGAGUGUUACGAGGUGAUUAGAGAGGUACUAGAUUCAAUUUCAAACACUGGAUACAACAAUGGAUUGAAGCGUAAUAUUUGUCAACCAGGUAGCCCAGAUGCUGCAAUUUUGAAUUUGGAUUGCAAGAAAGCAAAAGUUGAUCAAAUCAGACUCACCACCACAGUCCCUCAUUAUUACACACACUCCCUCUCCCUCUCCCUCGACAUUUAAUUUUCUCUAUAUUCCUCUUAAUUAAUUAUAGUAGUAGUAGUAGUAAUUGUUUCUUGCAUUCUCGGAGUAAUGGUUUAAAUGGCCUUUCCACCAACAACUCUGCCAAUUUGUGCACAAGGAGAAAAAAAAAAUACUUAUAUAUAUAUGGAGAGAGAGAGAGAGAGAGGGAGAGGGAGAGAGAGAGAGAGAGGGAGAGGGAGUGGCAGGAAGAGCUGGCAAGGGAGUAAGUGAAAAAAAGACAAGAAGCAAUGAAGAAUAUCUGCACUCUGUUUUAUGCUCACUCUCUCUCGUAUGGACAAUUCAUGAAUUGAGGCAUUUCUUAAUGUUAAACAUCUUUCUUGUACAUACAUAUCUUUCCCUUUUUAUCUCUCUCACAUAUUUGCCAUUACUAGCUGCUUUGUGAGUAGAUAAAUAAUCAUCUGAAAUUAUGAAAAAAGUUGAAUUGUCGGUCACUGUGGUUUGACCUCGAUUGAGGGGCCUUUUGUUUUUUACCUUCUCUUUCAUGGCUGGCUUUUGAAAUGUUUUGUUUUAUCUAAU
Messenger RNA from Salvia splendens (bonfire salvia), 1602 nucleotides. Its product is annotated as cyclin-D3-1. Lineage: Eukaryota; Viridiplantae; Streptophyta; Magnoliopsida; Lamiales; Lamiaceae. The transcript has 4 exons. The coding region runs from base 88 to 1065 and encodes 325 amino acids. The record is from RefSeq and is a predicted model, not a curated record.